CAUCCUCCGCAUGGGCCGCAAGAAGAACCCGGCCAUCAAGGCCACCGGCGCCACCUCGUCCAAGGCUGCGCCGUUGCCCGACUGGGUCAAGGGCGGCGCGCCCAAGCCGCCGGCCUACACCAAGGCGGCGCGGGAGGGCGCCGCACCGGAUGGCGCAGCAGCACCUGCGGCUCGAGCUCGUGCUCCGCCGCCGCCGUCGGCGCAGCAGUCGGCAACCAACGCGCAGCAGACGCCUGCCGGUCGGGCACCAGCGGCAGCGGGUGCAAUCGGCGCGCCGCAGCCCGACAACCGCCCGCCGCCGCUCUUCCCGCCGGGCGUCAAGCCGCCGGUCAGCGUGCUCAACGAGCGCGUGCAGAAGCAUCAUGCCGCCGCUGGCUGGCUGCGCCCCUCCAUCGAGCCGCGGCGUGCUCGCCGCGCCGUCGCGGCCGACGAGGGCACAGAUGGGGAGGCGUCGCAGGCUGAGAAUGGCGGCGAGACGGAGCCGGCUUGGAGCGCCGUCGUGGUCCUGACGAAGACGAACAAGGCGAACGCCAGUGAGCCGUUCGUUGUGCGCAUGGAGCCUAAGGCGCCGGGUGAGAGCAUGACGGAGUGGACUUCGGGCGAGCGCGGCAAGGACAUGGCGCGUCAGCUGGGUGCCGUGUACGCGCUAUUUCGGAUGUGCAACAACUUGAGCCUCAACCGAGUGCUGCCGACAGGCGGGCCGAGGGAGUACUGGUCUGCUCUGGAGGCACACAAGGCUGCGGCGCCUGCACAUCAGGAGUGGAUGUGGGCGGCGGACCCCUUCGAGGCCGCCGCCAAGCGCACCGCCGAGCAGGCAGCGAAGCAGGCCAAGCGCGAGAAGGAGGCAGCGGCACAAGAGCGCGGCGAGCCGACAAAGACGGGCGGCAAGCGCUGGGAAGAGGCGCGCGAGGUGCGCAUGAGUGCCAAGCUGCGCGAGCGCACCGAGGCAUGUGUGCGUGCGGCGCUGCAGAUCUAUCCUGCGGCUGCAGCCGACGACGAUGCUUCGCCAGGCCCGUCGGGAACUCAGACUCCGCAAGGUACAGCGCAGCCAGACGCUGGCGCCGUCGCAUCGCUCGUUGCGGAGCUGCAGAAGCUCGGCUUUCGUCCAGGCUCGGCAAAGAGUGCGGCGCGUUGGGUGCUCGCUGCACGCGCUGGCGUGGCGGAGGGCGGCGAGGCGGAGGCUGCGCUGCGGUCAGGCAUCAGCUCGCUAGGCGAUCGGGAAGCAGCGCUGGAAUACCUCGUGCUUUUCACGCCCGAGGCAGAGCUUCCCAAGGCCUUUGCGCCGAGCCAGUCGAGCGACUCGUUUGUCACGUCGUCUGCCGCCGGCAACGAGAAGGAGGAGCUGGCGCUGCGCUGGGGCGCCGAGCGUCUCGUCAAGCACGCCGGCUUCCCGCGACCGGCAGUCGUGCAGGCCAUCAAGGAGGCCGGCGCUGCGCUGCCAGACGCUCCUCUGCAUGUGCGCGAGAGUCUUGCGAUCGACGUCUUGCUGGCGCGUCUCGUGGGCGACGAAGCCGCCGCGCUGGCCGUCUGCAGCGCAGCGGGAGCACACGUCGCAGCGCAGCAGCAAGAUCCCGACGUCGAGGCAGAGCUGGCUCGCAAGCGCGCAGACGAGCGCAUGGCGCUCGGCGCCGUUCUCGGCGACGAGCGCAUUGUGGCUAUUGCGGACGAGGAACUCAGCCUGAGCUCGCGCGAGCGUGUCGGCGAGGCGUUUGACGUCGUCAUCGCCACGAGCAGCAAGAAGAACGGCGGAGACGAGCUUCGCCUGCGCUUCACUCCAGGCAUGGCAUCGCAGUACCCAUCUGCACCCAGCGAAGGCUUGCCGGCCCUGCCGACCUUCUACAUUGCGUCCAAGACGCUUCCCGCCUCGCUACGCCUAGCGCUGACGGCGCGCCUAGUGCGCGCCUCGCGCAACCAGCCCGACUGGCAAGAGAUGCUGGAAGCAGGCGAGGGCGGCCUCGCGCUCGCGAUGGUCGAGGAGCUCGAGACGAGCUGGCGCGCACUCGUCGACGACCCUCCAGACCUCGCUGGCGUCAUGCGCGGCCUGCUACCGGCUGCUCCGAAGGUGGAGCGCGCCGCGGCAGUGGAAGCGCCCGUCAAGGCGACACGUGCUGUUCGACCGACGAACGGCACAGCUCGUCCAGCGCUGCGCCGCGAUGCAGGCGUGGAUGCUCGCUUACAGGCGUUGCUCGACGAUCUGCGCAGCAACCCGGCGCAUCGGCCGAUGGCGUCUGUCCGGGCAGGCCUGCCGGCUGCGAAUGCGCGCGAGUCGAUCUUGAAGCUGCUCAGCUCGUCUAGAGUCGUGAUCAUUGCUGGCGAGACGGGCUGCGGCAAGACUACUCAAGUCCCGCAGUUCAUUCUCGACGCUGCGAUCGACGCAGGAGAGGGCAGCACCUGCCAGAUUGUCGUGACGCAGCCGCGCCGAGUCAGCGCGAUGGGCGUUGCUUCGCGCGUGGCAGAGGAGCGUGGCGAGAAGAUCGGCAGCGGUGUCGUCGGAUACGCGAUCCGUGGCGAGCGCAAGGCGAGCCGAGACUGCCGUCUGCUGUUCAGCACCACCGGUUUGCUUCUGCGUCGCCUAGCCACGGGCGACGUGAACCUGGCGUCGCUGUCGCAUGUCAUCGUCGACGAGGUCCACGAGCGCUCGGUCGACUCGGACUUUUUGCUGCUCGAGCUGCGCCGCGUGCUGCAGCGCAACCCGAAGCUGCGCGUGAUCCUCAUGAGCGCGACGAUCGACCAGCAGACGUUCUCCUCGUACUUCGAUGGCGCGCCGUGCAUCGAGAUUCCGGGACGCACGUUCCCAGUCGAGGACCACUAUCUCGAGGAGCUCGUGCCGAUGGCGCGCUUCCGCCCGUCGCAGCGCGGCUGGGGCGGGCCGCCGUCCAAGGCCAAGUCGGACAAGCAGGUCGCCGCGCUGCGUGCCAGCAUGGAGGCUGCGGGCCUGGCGGAGGACGACGUGCGGGUCGUCGAGGCGGUCAGCGCCAACGACCGCGUCGACUACGACCUGCUGGGUGCCGCCGCGAAGCUCGUCUGCGAGAGGGCGCAGCAGCAGGAGCGGGACGGGACAGUUGAGGCGUCGACUGGCGGUGCGAUUCUGGUCUUCCUCCCGGGUGUCGGCGAGAUCAAGCAAGCGAUGGAGGCGAUCCGUGCCGCUGCGCCGGGUCAAGUCGACAUUCUGCCGCUCCACGCCAACCUCUCGCCCGAGGAGCAGCGUCGCGUCUUUUUGCCCUCCGCACGAGGGCGCCGCAAGAUUGUGUGCUCGACGAAUGUCGCCGAGACGUCGAUCACGAUUCCGGACAUUAGCUAUGUCAUCGACUCGGGCCGCGUCAAGGAGACGCGCUUCGAGGCGGAGUCGGGCCUGACGCGCCUGGUCGAGUGCUGGGCGAGCCGGGCUGCGUGCCGGCAGCGGCGCGGCCGUGCGGGUCGCACGCGGGCGGGCGAGUGCUGGAAGCUGUUCACUCGGCACACCGAAGAGCGCUUCAUGAUGCCGCAGCAGACGCCCGAGAUGCGCCGCGUGCCGCUCGAGAGUCUGUUCCUGCAGGCCAAGGCGAUGAGCGACGACCUGGAUAUUAAGAGCUACCUGCAGGAGGCGCUCGACCCGCCCAGCCUGGCGAGCAUGGACAAGGCGCUCGCGACGCUCAUCGAGGUCGGCGCGAUCCACCAGGACCGCGGCUUCCGCAGCAGGCUCACGGCGCUCGGCCGGCAUCUGAGCAACCUGCCGCUUGACUUGCGCCUCGGCAAGCUGCUCAUCCUCGGCGCAUGCUUUGGCUGUCUCGCGCCGAUGCUCAGCGUUGCCGCGAUCAUGUCGUGCAAGCCGCUCUUCCUCGCGCCCUUUGAGCGCCGCGAGGAGGCCAAGCAGGCUCGCGAGCGCUUUGCCACCGGCAACUCGGAUCUCCUCACCGAUGCGGCGGCCUUUGCAGCCUGGGCACGGCUGCGAGCGCAGCGUGUGUCGAACGCAGAGCUGCGCGACUUUUGCGAGUCGAACUUCCUCUCGGCCUCGUCGCUGCGCGACAUUCAGUCGACGCGCUCCGAUCUGCUCUCGCAGCUCGAGCAGCUCGGCUUUGUCGCGUCGUCGUACAACGCCGGCGCCUUUUUCCGGGGCGAGCAGAUGCCGCUCGACGCCCACGCGCAGGACGUGAACCUGCAGCGCGCGCUGAUCCUCGCCGGCCUGUGGCCCUCGGUCGUGCGCGUGGCGCUGCCGUCGGCCAAGUACGACCAGUCGUCGUCGGGCACGAUCCAGCGCGAGGCCGAGGCCAAGUCGCUCAAGUACUUUGACGCCUCCGGCCGGCUGUUCCUGCACCCCACGAGCGUGCUCUUCAGCGCCAGCGCGCUCACUGGCCAUCUUGCGGUCUUCAAGAAGGGCGCGAGCGGCGACGGCCCGACGGCCAAGACGUACAUGCGCGACGCGACCGAGGUGCCGCUCUACGCGCUGCUGCUCUUCGGUGGGCGCCUGCAGAUCCACCACAUGAUCGGCGGCAUCAGCGUGGGCUCGAACAGCGUGGGCUCGAGUGAUGCGCAGGACAUUAAGCUGCGCGCGAAUGCGCGUAUUGGCGUGCUGUGCGGCCAGCUGCGGCGCCUUCUCGACGCCGUCCUUGCCGAUGCCUUUGACCGCGCCGUCGGCGACACGGGCGCGCGUGGCAGCACCGACACCGACGUCGUGGACACGAUGCGCGCGCUGAUCGCUCGCGAUGGCCUCGAUCCGCUAUAGACACAUAGAGCAAUGCAAGCAGUGAUGCUACUGCAGCUUGUCGCCUUG
Molecule: messenger RNA, 4750 nt
Organism: Tilletiopsis washingtonensis
Lineage: Eukaryota; Fungi; Basidiomycota; Exobasidiomycetes; Entylomatales
Product: P-loop containing nucleoside triphosphate hydrolase protein
Exons: 14
Coding region: 11-4702 (1563 amino acids)
Cellular component (GO): intracellular anatomical structure
Molecular function (GO): ATP binding; RNA binding
Source: RefSeq, a predicted model, not a curated record